Molecule: messenger RNA, 2263 nt
Organism: Numida meleagris (helmeted guineafowl)
Lineage: Eukaryota; Metazoa; Chordata; Aves; Galliformes; Numididae
Product: olfactory receptor 14C36-like
Exons: 1
Coding region: 23-463 (146 amino acids)
Biological process (GO): G protein-coupled receptor signaling pathway
Cellular component (GO): membrane
Molecular function (GO): G protein-coupled receptor activity
Source: RefSeq, a predicted model, not a curated record
ACCACGUGCUCAAAGGCAGCAGAUGCCCAACAGCAGCUCCAUCAGCGACUUCCUCCUCCUGGCAUUCACAGACACGCGGCAGCUGCAGCUCCUGCUCUUCUGCCUCUUCCUGGCCAUCUACCUGGCUGCCCUCCUGGGCAAUGGCCUCAUCAGCACAGCCGUAGCCUGUGACCACCACCUGCACACGCCCAUGGACUUCUUCCUCCUCAACCUCGCCCUCCUGGACCUGGGCUGCAUCUCCACCACUCUCCCCAAAGCCAUGGCCAAUGCCCUCUGGGACACCACCACCAUCACCUACUCUGGAUGUGCUGCACAGGUCUUUUUCUUUCUCUUCUUCAUCUCAGCAGAGUAUUCCCAUCUCACCAUCGUGUCCUAUGAUUGCUACGUUGCCAUCUGCAAGCCCCUGCACUACGGGACCCUGGUGGACAGCAGAGCUUGUGCCACCAUGGCAGCAGCUGCCUGAGGCACUGGGGUUCUCUAUGCUCUGCUGCACACUGCCAGUACAUUUUCACUGCCACUGUGCCAGGGCAAUGUUUUGGAACAGUUUUUCUGUGAAAUCCCCCAGAUCCUCAAGCUCUCCUGCUCAGACUCCUACCUCAGGGAAGUUGGGCUUAUUCUGGUUAGUGUCCUUGCCGUAUUUGGCUGUUUUGUAUACAUGGUGCUGUCCUAUGUGCAGAUCUUCAGGGCCGUGCUGAGGAUGCCCUCUGAGCAGGGAUGGCACAAAGCCUUUUCCACGUGCCUCCCUCACCUGGCCGUGGUCCUCCCGUUUCUCAGCACUGUCUUUUUUGCCUACCUGAAGCCCCAUUCCCUCUUCUCUCCAUCCCUGGACCUGGUGGUGGCAGUUCUGUAUUCGGUGGUGCCUCCAGCAAUGAACCCCCUCAUCUACAGCAUGAGGAACCAGGAGCUCAAGGAUGCUCUCUGGAAAUUGAUGACAAGAUGUCUUUCGAAAGAAGGAACUGCCCAACUUUUUCUAUAUAGGACUUCUAAUGCAGGUUUAUACAGAAUCAAACUGUCUGCUUUUGGUUUGUGAAUUUUUUUGUUAAGUGGAAUUUGUAACAGAUUUUAUUCUGUGUGUUAAAUAUUGUAAUGUUUUUCACUGAAGUGUCAUUACCCAUAUCAAUGACUACUCAGUUUGUUCCUAUGUAGUGUAGCCCAGAGACACUGUACAUAAGGAACCAGGCUGUCUCUGAAUCUUAACAAAAUACUGGACAUUCAGUGACGUGGUCUGUCAUCCUUCUUGGGAGACAUUUCCAGAGCUGCCGUGGUCAGAUGUUCUCAGAAACCCACAAUCCAGCAGGAAGCACACGGCUGUUCAUCCAGCUGUGCGGUGACUUCUGUCUGGAGUAGCUGGCGGGUCAUCCCUUGGCUCCUGGCAGGGGUCUGUGCUUUCAGGCUCACAUCUAUCAGUGCCUUCGACAGGCCAGCAGCAGCACCUGGUUUGCACGCCGCUUGUGAGAUCCCCUUUUCCUAAGUCCCUGAGACACUUCCUUCAGGAAGAGGUCUUGGGUAUGGGUUCUCAUGUCACCCGUUCCUAAAAUCUUCCCUCAGGACGUAUUCCAUUUUGUACUCAGAGGUGGAUGCUGCCUCCAGGAUGGCCUGUGGUAGAUGAAUCAUGCACAAAGAUCUGAUCAAGGCUCCCCAGGACCUACAGGAGCCAUUCUGGAGCAUGGGCUGGUAGGCAGAAAACUGCCCCUAAUGAGGUGCCUGACAGGAGGAGAUCAGGAGAAGCCUGGAGAACAGAGAUGGGAGAUUGAGGGGAGGAAGAGGAGCUUGGAGGACAAAAAAAAUGGAGAUUUUGAAGAGGAAAGAGGGGUUCAGGCCAUGCUGAUGCUGCUGUCACUCACUCCGACUGCAAAACCCACCAACCAUAAGCCUUGUUUGUACCCAUAAGUGCAUUCCUCACCCUGUCAGGAAUCCACUGCAAUAACGCUGAACCUCAAAGCUUCUCUUGACGCCCAAAUUCAAAACCCCAGUCCCCUAGCAAUACCUUUACUCUCUUGCCCACUCCAAUCCUUAGCCCAGGGGUGUCCACCUAUCUGGCUUGCCUGGGCCACAUUUAGUGAAUGGAAAUAGUCUCUCCAAAAGGAAUGCCUCCAAUUUAUUUCCAUGGAAACUACGACAGAGACAAAGACCACAAUAACGCUAUUUGAUCGAGCAACUUCUCAGUGACAAAACACUGCUUUUCAACAUCGUCACCACCAUGAGCUAUGCAUUUUCACCAGCAAUGAAGAAGAGGCGGCAUGCCAUGCUUGUAACAACCUGC